GGAGCCCUCUGGUCUCACGCAGGGCGUCUUCCGCCCUGUAAACUUGGCAAAAGGCGAACUGGACUGAAAUCCAGCACUCUCCAUAUAAGGAAGCCCAGCUAAACAUGUCAUGCGUAAUUUACGGGUAGCAGGCAGAGAAUUAACCUUUGCGUGCACAUCUUUGGCCCCGGCGAAAACCGGGCUGGAUGGCAGCCCCGGGGACGGGGACGCGGGGUCUCCCGGGAGAAACCGGGGCUCCCAUCCCAUGGGCUCGCAUCCGCCCCCGACAAAGGUCAUUAAGUUGUAAAGUUUAUUUGGCUCAACAGAAAGAGUAUUCUCUACAGGAAGCUCUGUCUCAAACAGAGUUAAGUGUGGGUAAACCGAUGCCCAUAAGCUUCUAGGAUGUGGGAGUCAGGAUGAGUUGUCGGGAGCCAAGAUGGUGGUGCCCCCUUGUCAUGCACCUAGUUGGAAUGCUGCCUCUUAGGCAACCAAAAUAUGUUUCGCUUUAUACCAGAAUUCAAGUGUCUGGAAUUAGAGCCACGGGGGAGCCCUCACAGUACGCAGGGCACACCUCCACACUGCCCGAAUUCCUCCUCUUUCGUAAGACAGGAUUCUAUUACUGGCUGCGUGAAUGGGGCUCACACUAUGGAAGAAGGAGAACGCAAAUAUGGAACAGGGGAGGGCAAGAAAGAACCCUGUGGAGAUGGAUUGGAGUUGGAGGUGGGCUGCUUUGGGAAGUUCGUCCCGUGACAGAGGAGAGGGAGACACCCACUAACCUGAGAGAUCAGCUGGAUCAGCCCUGGAUAUCAACAGCCGGCAGACCCCCAGCUGGAUCACCCACACGUCACAGAGCCAGCCGCGUCUCAGUAAGACCGAUAGCUACUCUCGUCACAGAAGCUUGCAUAAAAAUAGUUUUAAAAGACCAUCUUCCAAAAGGAGACACCUCCUGUGUGGCUAAAUGAUAAUCAGAGAAAAACAGAAAACACUGAUCUACGCAGAAGAAGACUGUCAAGCUGACACAUGAGGGAUAAACUGACUUUCAUAAGGCUAAUUAAUUUAAAGUCUUUGGAGUAUGAUCUAAAUACUAAUCCGAUUGCAGACAUCUUGUAAAAAGAAAAAAAAAAACUUCAGUAAACGGGCAUUUUCCUGGAAUCUGGGUAGUGGUUUUUUACCUACAAGUCUUGAACUUCCUUUCUCAUGAAGAGUUGCCUGCUACAUACAGAUAAAGCAUUGCAAAACCGAAACUGUCGCUUAUCCACGAGAUAUGGCCUCUCUCAACUUCAGCCGCAAGAAUAAAAACAGGUGCAGAUCCUGCAAUGCUGAACAUUUACCAGUUAAGUUUCUAACAUGUUGGAGCACUAAUUGAAAAUAUUUACAAAACAGUAGGGACAAUGGUUGAAAAAGGACAUGAAAGCAGUUGAUCAAAGCAAAUAUUAUUGUCAAUGCCAAAUAAAAGGAAAUACUCAUAUAUAUACGUAUACACACUUAUAUAUAUGGUUAUAUAUAUAUAUAUACUUCUCCCAGGCUACCGGUUAACAGAAGCAAAUUAGCAGCUGCAAUUUGUACGUGGCAGUCCCUCCCACCCUCCCCUGCUGGUUGGGGAAGAGGAAAGGUGUGGAUUGCAAGAAUCACUUAGCAGUUAUGCAAACCUCCACACAUUGCAAGAACCACUUUCUGGAGUUUAGAAACUAUCGUGUUCUCAGGGUAUCACAGUCUGCUUUUUAUUGAAGCAUAUUUUCAAAGGGGCAAUAAAGAGUAAUUAGGGAUGAUUAAAAAUGGAAGCAUUUUCCAUUUCACUCAAACCCAUACUUACUGCGAAUUUGCAGGAAGUAAAAGUAAAUGAACAAACAAUACCAAGAAGGCUGCCUCCACACAAAAAAACAAAACAAACAAAAGAACCACCAGAGUAUUCUCAACAUAAAAUUUUAUUUGAAUUCUUUAGUGAGACACUUGUAGGAAAAUCCUUGAAGAAAAAGUUACCGAUGUGAUUAAUAUUGCUUAGACUCUAUGUGUUUUGGGAAAUGUUAAAUGUUAUUGUAUUGACUAUUAGUAUAAAACACUAGGUCCUUCUGCUUCCCAAAGACCCAGGCUCACUAUCUGAAGGGUGGUGCUCAAUGUUGGGCAUGAUCUUAAUGUGCUAGCUUGAUACUUGUGUCCCUUUCACCUGGGUUGUGGACGUAUGUCUCUGGUUCUGUAACGAUCCUUUCCAGGCUGGCGAACAUGCUCAAGGUUCCUCUAUUUUAAAAAAUUCUCCUCUGACUGAUCUGCCCCUAUUACUUUCCUUUUUGAGAAAGUUGUCAUCAUUGACUUCCUUCAAGUCCCCAUAGCCUUUGUGUGUGGUAGAAUAUACAUAAAAUAAAAUUGACCGUUUUUGUCAUUUUUAAGUGUGCAGUCCAGAGGCAUUAAGCACGUUCACA
Molecule: messenger RNA, 2396 nt
Organism: Equus quagga
Lineage: Eukaryota; Metazoa; Chordata; Mammalia; Perissodactyla; Equidae
Exons: 7
Coding region: 396-941 (181 amino acids)
Source: RefSeq, a predicted model, not a curated record